Bombus terrestris (buff-tailed bumblebee) is the source of this 2108-nucleotide messenger RNA. Its product is annotated as odorant receptor 13a. NCBI's taxonomy places the organism in Eukaryota, Metazoa, Arthropoda, Insecta, Hymenoptera, Apidae. The coding region runs from base 359 to 1618 and encodes 419 amino acids. The transcript has 9 exons. The record is from RefSeq and is a predicted model, not a curated record. Gene Ontology annotation, cellular component: plasma membrane. Gene Ontology annotation, biological process: sensory perception of smell; detection of chemical stimulus involved in sensory perception of smell. Gene Ontology annotation, molecular function: olfactory receptor activity; odorant binding.
GGUAAAGAUGUGCAAAUAAUGUAUGAUCCAAGUAUAUAACUUCAAAGGAGACUAGACAUAUUCAUUAAAUGACCGUUCCCGUAUGGCUAUAUACUUCCUCUUAUACGUUUGAGCAAAAAGUACUCCACAAAGCAAAUAUGUCAUUAUGCUUUUAAUAAUUUAGGGCAACAAUUAAACGUGUUAAACUUACAAUGUUUCACUGUUUAAAAGUAGUUGUCCAGUAAUGACGGAAUGAGUCCUAAACAUGGAUAAAAUCUAAAUUGUGUGGAAACAUAGUUUUUAAAUGUGCAAAUAAUGUCAUUUAUUUAAAAUGUGUUUAUUAUUAUAAAUCAAAUAUCUGAAUAGAUAGCUAAAUACAAUGAAUAUUAGAAAUUAUGUUUUCAUAAAUCAACUAGUUCUUAAAUUUGUUGGACUUUAUCCAAUAAGUAUUGUGAGAUAUGUUAUAUGUAUUAGUUGUAUUAUGCUUAUUACUAUACCACAAAUAAUAAUGAUUUAUACAAAUUGGAAUGAUUUAAACAUUGUUAUGGAAAUAGGCUCAACUUUACUAACAAUUUCGCUUGCUAUGUUAAAAUCAGCAAUUUGGAUGUUCAAUAGAAAGAAUUUAGAGCUUUUUAUUGAAUUCAUGUUAACAGAUUACUGGAAAAUAAUUGAAGCUAAUGUUUUUGAAUACUUACAAAAAUAUGCAUUAUAUGCUAAAACCAUUACCAAAGGAUAUCUUAUUUCUAUGUGUAAUGCCUUAUUAUUUUUCUUUAGUUUACCUAUUAUCGAAAUAUUAAUUACAAAGCAUGAAGAUUCAGAUAAUUUUACUAUGAACUUUCCAUUUGCUGCAUCAUAUCCUAUGGCUUUUUAUAAAUUUCCCUUGUAUGAGAUUGCAUAUGCGUCUCAAAUAUUGGCAACAAGUAUUUGUUGUUUGGUCAUGCUUGCAACUGAUGGUCUAAUUGCAACUGCUCUACUUCAUACAUGCGGACAUUUUGCGGUACUUAGAAAAAAUGUAAAACAACUCGAUUCAUACAUCUAUCGUGUAUGUAUUGUAUUCUACUAUAUAUAUGUAUAUAAUUGUAAUAUUAUUUAUUUUAAAAUUAUCCAAUUAUUGCAGAUAACUAGUUUAAAGACUAAUUCAAAACACAUAAAUGCAAAUUUAUACGAAAUCAAAAUUCAAAUAAUACAUGUAAUCAAACAUCAUCAAGUAGUGCUUUGGUUUUGCGACAAUAUGGAAAAAAAUUUCCAUCUAAUACUCUUUUUACAAGCAAUGAUUAGUAGUCUCCUAAUUUGUUUCGUCGGAUUUCAGGUUUCUGCAACGUUAAUGGAACAGUCUAAAAUGAUUAAGUUUGCUUCUCAUUUAAUCGUGGCAUUUUUUCAAUUAUUACUUUUCUGUUUUCCUGGAGACAUGUUAAUACGAGAGAGUUUCAGUAUAAGCACAGCUGUAUAUUCCAUACAAUGGUCUCAAUUAGCAACUUUUGUUAAAAAUGAACUGUGUAUGAUCAUUGCGCGUUCUCAAAGACCUAGUUAUAUUACAGCAGGAAAAUUAUACAUAAUGCAUUUGGAAAAUUUUACAGCGAUACUCAGUACUGCAUUUUCAUAUUUUAUGAUGCUUCAGAGCUUCAAUUCAGAAUCUUAGUCUAGGAACUGCUUACAAGUGGAUCAUAUACAAACGGUGUUAAUACACUUAAUAAUGUGCUACUUUGUUGUCGGAGAACUCUCAUAGUUAUUUCACAAGCGCGCCUAAACGGUCCCUCAAUUUUUAAUGGUCCCAUAGCAUCUACCAUAUUAUGCGUUAAACGAAAUGGUACACGUUCUGGCCAUUCAAACAAUUCUCCCUGAUAAUUGAAAUAUUUUUAAAUUAUUAUAAUACUUAUUGUAUAUAAACUACUUAGUCAUGUUUUGCCUUACUAGAUAUUAAAACAAAGAAUAAAUGUGAAGCAUUUAAAUUGUAUUGAGGUUUUAAUUUAUGAAUAAAUCUCUUACAUACCCUAUUAAACAAACAAUUAAAAUCUACAUGUACACAAUCUCCACAUUUAGAAUCAAAUAAUAUAUUUUCUCCAUGACGAUCUCCAAGGCCAAGAAUAUAUCCUACCAUAGACAUUACUGCUGUAGUUCUAAUAUAGGCA